AUGGCUCAACAAAGUGGUGUCCCCGAGUUCAAAUUGCUCCUGGUUGGUGAUGGAGGUGUCGGAAAGACUACUCUGGUGAAACGGCAUCUUACGGGAGAGUUCGAAAAGAAGUAUAUCCCAACACUCGGAGUUGAGGUUCAUCCUCUGAAGUUCAUGACUAACUGUGGUGAGAUAAUCUUCAACGUGUGGGACACUGCUGGUCAGGAGAAGUUUGGUGGUCUUCGUGAUGGCUACUAUAUUCAAGGUCAAUGUGCGAUUAUUAUGUUCGACGUUACAUCUCGUAUUACGUACAAGAACGUCCCUAACUGGCACAGAGAUAUUGUUAGAGUGUGCGAAAACAUCCCGAUCGUCCUCGUUGGUAACAAGGUUGACGUUAAGGACAGACAGGUAAAGGCACGCAACAUUCAGUUCCAUCGUAAGCGCAAUCUUCAAUACUACGAUCUCUCUGCGCGGUCCAACUACAAUUUCGAGAAACCUUUCCUCUGGCUCGCUAGGAGGCUAACCAACCAGCCUCAACUUGUUUUCCAGGGUGAGUUCGCCAAGGCUCCCGAGUUCCAGAUCAAUCCCGAACUUGUGGCCCAGCACGAGAGAGAGCUCCAGGCUGCUCAGGAUCAGGCAAUCGAUGACGAUGAUGACGACUUGUAAACCUUUUAUACAUCACACACUUUGCCCCCUCGGCUUAAUACCGACAAUUGCAGUAGAAAGAGCUUCAUCUUGUUGGAGGCAUCAUAACAGUAUCAUUCUCUAUG
Messenger RNA from Perkinsus marinus ATCC 50983, 749 nucleotides. RefSeq names its product GTP-binding nuclear protein ran/tc4, putative. The record is from RefSeq and is a predicted model, not a curated record. Gene Ontology annotation, cellular component: nucleus; cytoplasm. Bases 1 to 645 code for a protein of 214 amino acids. Gene Ontology annotation, biological process: protein import into nucleus; ribosomal subunit export from nucleus. The transcript is spliced from 5 exons. Gene Ontology annotation, molecular function: GTP binding; GTPase activity. Lineage: Eukaryota; Perkinsozoa; Perkinsida; Perkinsidae.